AUGCAGGACUUCGAACCCAUCCUCGCCCCGGCCAAGCCGAAGCAGAAGAAGCUUCCCUUCGGCUGGCCGCCAGCCCUCAAGCUCUCGACUCUCAGCCCAGUACCUCAGCGCCGGCGGUUGCGUAGGAAAUCCACAGCUUCGCAGGAUAAUGUUGCCGCCCUCAAGACCUCGUUCGACGUGUGGGAGAGCAUAAAAUCUCUGCAAACAAGGAAAUGGAAGAUCUACGACAUCCAGCAUGUUGUCUGUCUUGGCUUCAUCCUCUUCUCGCUGUUCAUCUUGCCCUCGGCGCCCAUCAUCAAGACGGCCGUCCUGCUCGCUCUCGGCGGCCUGCUUCUGAUGCCCAUCACCCAGCAAUUCUUCUUGCCCUCGCUUCCCAUCUGGACCUACUUGCUGUACUUCUUUGCCAGCCGAUUCAUUGCCCCUGAGUACCGUCCUCACAUCUGGGUCAAGGUCCUCCCUGCGCUCGAGAACGUUCUCUACGGAGCCAACUUGUCCAACAUUCUCUCGGCCCACAGCCACCCUGUCCUCGAUUUGCUCGCCUGGUUCCCUUAUGGAAUCGGCCACUUUGCCCUCCCGGCCAUCUGCAGCGCUAUCCUCUUCCUUUUUGCCGCGCCCGGCAGCACCCCCGUCUUUGCUCGGGCCUUCGGCUACAUGUGCAUGCUCGCCGUCACCAUCCAGCUGAUUUUCCCCUGCACGCCUCCAUGGUACGAGAAGGCGCACGGCUUGGAGCCGGCUCACUACGGCAUGGAGGGUUCCCCCGCCGGUCUGGCCCGCAUCGACAAGCUCUUUGGCGUCGACAUGUACACCACCAGCUUCACCACCGCGCCCUUGCCGUUCGGUGCCUUCCCCAGCUUGCACGGUGCCAACGCCGUCCUUGAGGCGCUGUUCAUGCAAUACUACUUCCCCAAGUUCAAGUACUUCUUCAUCUUCUAUGUUGGCUGGAUCUGGUGGGCCACCAUGUACCUCAACCACCACUAUGCCGUCGAUCUCGUUGGUGGUGGUCUCAUGGCUGCUAUCGCCUACUACAUCUCUCGCGUCAGGUGGCUUCCUCGCCCCCAGCUCGAGAAGCGCACCCGCUGGGAGUACGAGUAUGUCGAGUUCGGUGACCGCCCCAAGACCUACGAUGAGGAGUACGGCAGCGCCAGCGCCUACGGCCUUGGUCUCCUCGAGAGACGCACCGCCAGCGACAGCGACGAGUGGACCCUUGGCAGCAGCUCCAGCCUCGACUCCCUGAGCCGCGGCGACACCGUAUGCGGCAGCAGCAGCAGCACUCCCGAUAUCCUAAGCCCCACCACGCCAAAUGACGAUUUCAAGCAUGUCGUGCUUGGUUUGACGCCCCAGGGUGAUAUCUGGAACGGAGGCAGGCUUGCCCGCGAGAGCGAGCUGAGCGAUGUUGUUGUCUUGAGCUGA
Neurospora hispaniola is the source of this 1410-nucleotide messenger RNA. RefSeq lists its product as uncharacterized. The transcript is spliced from 2 exons. The record is from RefSeq and is a predicted model, not a curated record. Gene Ontology annotation, molecular function: inositol phosphoceramide synthase activity. Gene Ontology annotation, cellular component: inositol phosphoceramide synthase complex. Bases 1 to 1410 code for a protein of 469 amino acids. Gene Ontology annotation, biological process: inositol phosphoceramide metabolic process; sphingolipid biosynthetic process. NCBI's taxonomy places the organism in Eukaryota, Fungi, Ascomycota, Sordariomycetes, Sordariales, Sordariaceae.